GGUGGUAACGGGCGAGAUGGCGGACCUUUUAAAGCCUAAGAAGAAAACUUUAAAACGCUUUACUUAUCGUGGCGUUGAGAUAGAAAAAUUACUGGAUAUGAACAUGAAAGAAUUUUCUCGUCUUGCCACGGCUCGCAUUCGACGUCGCAUUAAACGAGGAGGCCUAAGAAAACGCCGUCAAGCUCGCUUACUUGAACGCCUUAGAAAAGCAAAGAAGCUGGUUACCGAAGCGGAUCCGAAACCUCCGAUUGUGAAAACGCACUUACGCAACAUGGUUAUUAUUCCUGAAAUGAUUGGAUCCAUCUGUGGUGUUUAUAAUGGAAAGACCUUUAAUCAAGUAGAAAUUAAACCUGAAAUGGUGGGAAUGUACUUGGGUGAGUUUUCUAUUACUUAUAAGCCCGUUAACCAUCAAAAGAAAGGUUUAGGUUCAACCAAGGCUCGUUUUAUUCCGAUGAAAUAAUUCUUUAUUAUGUUU
Zophobas morio is the source of this 475-nucleotide messenger RNA. RefSeq names its product small ribosomal subunit protein uS19-like. Gene Ontology annotation, molecular function: RNA binding; structural constituent of ribosome. Gene Ontology annotation, cellular component: ribosome; cytosolic small ribosomal subunit. Gene Ontology annotation, biological process: translation; ribosomal small subunit assembly. The record is from RefSeq and is a predicted model, not a curated record. The coding region runs from base 17 to 460 and encodes 147 amino acids. Lineage: Eukaryota; Metazoa; Arthropoda; Insecta; Coleoptera; Tenebrionidae. The transcript is spliced from 3 exons.